GACUCAACCACCUCAACGCAUCUCAUCCUCCGUCACUACAGACCACAAGACCACUCUUAUUGAUCCUAUUUUUAUUCACAAAACAAAACGCCGAAAUGUCCGCCUACCUCAACACCAUCACCAACACCUCCUCUUUCACCCCCGAGGUCCAAAAUGCCGCGGCUGCCCUAGCCCCCUCCAAGGAGACCCUCCAGGCCGCCAUCGAUGCCGCUCUGGCCAUGGACGAGACCGCCGCCACACUGAGCGGCGAGCAGGCCGAGCUGCUCAAGAAGGGCUUCGAGUAUGCGACCCAGGUUGUCAAGAUGUUGGAGAAGGAGCCUGCGCCGGAGGAGAAGUUGGAUCUGUACAAGUAUUACAAGCGUGCGAACAAUGAGACCCCCGCUCAGCCGUCGAUGUUCAAUUUCGAGGUUUGCAUUUCUUAUCUGUUGCCUUGAAAGGAUGGGACGGAAACUGACAGCAUACAGGCUAAGUACAAGUACAACGCCUGGAAGGAGAUUAGCCACAUCAGCGAGCAGAAGGCUCUGGUCCUCUACAUCAAGCAGGUUGACACUCUUAU
Messenger RNA from Aspergillus ruber CBS 135680, 556 nucleotides. RefSeq lists its product as uncharacterized. Lineage: Eukaryota; Fungi; Ascomycota; Eurotiomycetes; Eurotiales; Aspergillaceae. The record is from RefSeq and is a predicted model, not a curated record. Gene Ontology annotation, molecular function: fatty-acyl-CoA binding. Bases 96 to 434 code for a protein of 112 amino acids. The transcript has 2 exons.